AUGUCCCACCACGCCAUCGACUUCCCUCCCGACCAGGGCCACAAUGUUAAAAUAUCCGUAAUCAACGGGGCCACCUCCAAGAUGCGAACAGAUCUAGUCAUGGAUCCAGCUCCAGCAGACAAGAGCCACAUUACUCUAGCUGGCUACAGCUUCCUCAUCGAAUCACAAAAUCGUGGACAGAAAGUCUUAUUCGACCUAGCAUUCAUGACUGACCUCGAGACCCGAAUGCCACCAGCUGUCAAAGCACUCUUCGCUGGCGGCGAGGACAUGAUGACCAUCGAGGAGCUCCAGGAUGUCCCAUCGACCAUCCAAGCCCACGGGAUCGACCUAUCCGCCAUCAAUGCUGUGAUUUGGUCACAUGCGCACAUUGACCACGUUGGCGAUCCAUCUGUCUUCCCGCCCAGUACAAAACUCGUUGUCGGUCCAGGUUUUAAAGAGUCUUGCAUGCCUGGGUACCCGACCAAUCCCAAUUCGUUCAUUCUGGAGAGUUAUUUCCACGGUCGCACUGUCCACGAAGUUAACUUAUCCACCAGUGAUGUGACCAUCGGUGGAUUUCAGGCGGUAGACUUCUUCGGCGAUGGGUCCUUCUUUCUUCUCCACGCCCCAGGACAUACAGCUCAUCAUCUCUGCGGGUUAUGCCGGACGACGCGGGAAUCCUGGGUUCUUCUAGGCGGCGACGCGUGCCAUCAUAUUGGACAGCUGCGGCCGAGCCCGUUUCGGCCUCUUCCCGAUCAAGUGCCGACGACGGCGUGUACAUGGAAUCCACCGGUCGAGCAGUGCAGCUGUGUUUACUUACCGCAUCUAGGUCCCAAUAAGAAAAAGGAUACGUUUUAUAGGCUUGCGGCUGGCAUGCAGGAGGACCUAGAGCAGGCCGGAGAAACUCUAGAAAAGCUGAAGGCGUUCGACGGGCGCGAUGAUGUGCUCAUUGUGAUGACACACGAUGCCACACUGUUACCGGUGCUAAAUCUUUUUCCGCGCACCAUCAACGACUGGCGAAGUGAAGAGGUGGCCGAGCGGGGUCGGUGGUUGUUCCUGCAGGAGCUUGUUGAGGGAGCAGCGACAUGA
Messenger RNA from Penicillium hordei, 1065 nucleotides. RefSeq names its product MBL fold metallo-hydrolase. Lineage: Eukaryota; Fungi; Ascomycota; Eurotiomycetes; Eurotiales; Aspergillaceae. The record is from RefSeq and is a predicted model, not a curated record. The transcript has a single exon. The coding region runs from base 1 to 1065 and encodes 354 amino acids.